AUGUUGGAUGACAGUGAUCACCUGGAUAAUUCAAUACAUUCAAUAGACAAGCCUCCCUUAUUUCCCAAGUACGAUAGUAAUAUUCAAUCACCGGCGACGAACAACGAUGAGCAACAGCAUAAUGACGAUUUAACCGAUGAUGAUGUAGAGGCACCUUCUAUGCAAUCGGAAGAGAAUCGAUCUAUCAAAAAUUUAAGAAACAUUCUAUUUAAACCAGCUGAAUUCAUGGAAUCUGUGGAUUUGUCUAAUGUUACGCCGAGACACUUUCAGACUCAGUUCGAACCGGAUUCGGACGAUGACGAUAAUUCCACGACAAACAGAUUCUCUAUUGACUCUUCCGUAAUAAACCAGAUGGAUUUGGGUGAUAUAGAGGAAUCCAAAUUUAAAUACUUGCUGGCGUACCAGAAGAUGAAAAAGGCGAAACUGACUGAAGUGCGACCUGAAGAUGAUGUAAAUUCGGAAGCUGGGGAUGCUGGAAUCCCCUUGAAGGUAUUGGACAACUCGUCAGUAUUCAGUCUUAGCAAAUUAGAUGACUUCAGUAGAUUCGUUCGACUGUCAGAAAUUAAUGAUGCUAUCUAUAAGAAAUUUUCGAAGAAGCAUGCUGAAGAUAUCGUAAACAAUAACGUAUUGGACAUAUUAUCGCCUACUGGUUUAGGAAAGGAUUAUGUUGGUAAUUUUGAUGACGAUCAGAACUCAUCUAAGGUGCGAGAAGUUAGAAAGAAGUUUGUAAAAUCAAAUAAGAGUUCAUGGUAUAAUUUGGACUGGCAAAGAAAGCCGACUGCCUUGAAGAAAAAGAAUACUGAAAUUCAAGAAAUAUCAUUCCAGUCGGCAACGCCUUCGUCGUCGACAGACUCUGCAGGUGGAGCAGGAACUAGCAGUGGUGUUAACAAUGACGCUAGGGAUGACGAAAAGCCCAUGACUUUACAAAGGAAAUUAAAAGUCAGACACUUACAAAUGAUUUCAUUUGGAGGUACAUUGGGAGUAGGUUUAUUUUUAAACAGUGGGAAGGCGCUUACUUUAGCUGGUGGCUUUGGGACGCUUCUUUCAUUUAUUAUUUGUGGGAUUAUCGUGUUGACCACUAUGAUUUCUUUCUGCGAAAUGGUUACAUUUGUUUCCGUGAUUGAUGGUGUAUCAGGGUUAAGUUCAAGAUUUGUCGAUGAUUCGUUUGGAUUUGCAGUUGGAUGGCUCUACUUCUUCAGUUUUGCUUUUGGACUCACGGGUGAGAUCGUGGCGAGUGUCAUUAUGUUGAGUUACUUCCCACAGUUGAAGAUUUUGGAUAAUAAAGCAUCUUGUGCUGGAUUUGUGACGUUAUUUCUCGUGUUGAUCUUUGCCAGUAACUUAAUUGACGUCAGGGUAUUUGGUGAAGUAGAAUACAUUUCGAGUUUUAUAAAAUUGAUCAGUUGCUUAAUGAUGAUUAUAGUUAUGAUUGCAUUAAACACAGGGUCCAUUGGCUCAGGUAAGCAGCUUGGAUUCAAAUAUUGGACCUAUAGUAAAUCAGACUUUUCUGGAAAUUUAAUAUUUGGCUUGUUUAGACCUACAUUCAAUUUACAAGAUGACGGUACUAACCAAGGCGGAAUUGGAGGAGACAAAGGGAGAUUUCUCUCACUAUUAGUAGCGGUAUUGGUAGUUUCUUAUGCUUAUAGUGGUACUGAAAUUGUCUGUAUUGCUGCAUGUGAAGCGCAGAAUCCUAGAAAAGCAUUACCAUCGGCAACUAGAAGAGUAUUCUGGAGAAUAUUAAUCUUCUAUUGUUUAUCUGCAUUUGUGGUAUCAUUGAACGUAUAUGCUGGCGACCCAAGAUUAUUAAGGUACUAUCUGGGAAGCACUGGGGUUUCUGAUGAUCAAUUUGCCAACAAUUAUGCAAUUCAAUACGUAGGGGGAGCAAAUUGUUAUGACCUGACCACAAUUUUUGCUGGAUAUGGAACUGGAUCUCAGCUGCCUUGGAUUGUAGCUUUGCAAAGUGCUAAGUUGUGUAAUUUUGCAUCUGCAAUCAAUGGGUUCUUGGUCUUUUUUGCAGUUAGCUGUGGUAAUGCUCAAUUGUAUGUUAGUUCAAGGACAUUGUAUUCUUUGGCUUUACAGAAGAAGGCACCAAAAUUUUUGACCUACUGUAAUGCACAGGGAAUUCCAUACAACGCAGUUAUAUUUUCAGGUUCGUUCGGUUUUAUUGCAUAUCUUUGUAUAAACGAAGGUGCUACUAAUAUUUUCCAAAAUUUAACCCUGAUUAUUUCAUCUUCGGGAAUAAUUGUUUGGUUUGCAAUGUGCUUAUCAUUUAUAAGAUUUUAUUAUGGCUUAAAGAAAAGACCAGACAUUAUGAGUAGAGAUGAUAAAUCGUACCCCUACAAAUCCCACUUCCAACCUUACAGUGCAAUCAUUGGAUUAGUUGGUUCUGGACUAAUUAUUUUCUUAAUGGGCUUUGUGGUUUUCCUAAAGGGAGAAUGGGAUACCUUGUUCUUUUUUGCGAGCUACGGAACAUUGAUGGUUUUUGCUGUCUUAUACUUUGGGCAUAAGUUUAUCAAGGGAACUAGAACUCCAAGCUUAGAAACAAUUGACUUUGAUUCUGGAAGAAGAGAAAUGGACAGGUACAUUUGGGAUGGUGGUAGAGAAUACAAUUUAAGAAGUGUAAAGGACAUAACCCAUAAAUGGGCAUCCUUUUUAGCAUAG
Molecule: messenger RNA, 2658 nt
Organism: Dujonia railenensis
Lineage: Eukaryota; Fungi; Ascomycota; Pichiomycetes; Serinales; Debaryomycetaceae
Source: the annotation of a GenBank genome assembly